Messenger RNA from Protomyces lactucae-debilis, 1623 nucleotides. Its product is annotated as kinase-like domain-containing protein. Lineage: Eukaryota; Fungi; Ascomycota; Taphrinomycetes; Taphrinales; Protomycetaceae. Gene Ontology annotation, cellular component: cytoplasm. The record is from RefSeq and is a predicted model, not a curated record. Gene Ontology annotation, biological process: protein phosphorylation. The coding region runs from base 1 to 1623 and encodes 540 amino acids. The transcript has a single exon. Gene Ontology annotation, molecular function: protein serine/threonine kinase activity; ATP binding.
AUGUCGCGUCUGCCAACUCUGACAGAAGCGCCUGUCUCAGAAACAGGCAGCUCCGUCGUGGCAGGCGAGAUGCUCGAGCCGGAUCUUCGAGACUUUUGCACACAAAUCAUCGAUACCUUCAAGUGGAGCGAAGCCAAGAAGCGCAGAGAUGUCAAUGAGCUUGUGGAGUACCUCGAGGACCAGCUCAAUCUGUAUACAGUACCGAGCUUUUACAAUCGUUUUGCGAAAGAGGGCGAGCAAGGCCUGGAUAUGGAUAAGCUACAGAUCUUACCUUGUGAGAGACCCGUCAAGACGAAGCUCCUCAAAUUCUUUGUCUUUGGCGAGCCAGGGCUAUGGCGAGAGUCUAUACAACCCACCAUCGUCAAGAAAGGAACAAAUCCAAUCCUCAAACCGCAUCAAGAAGAGCCAUAUUCCUACAGCGCAAAGUCUUUCCUCAAGGGUCCUUUUGCGAUUGUUCGUGCAGCCAUGAGCGCAGAUACACCGCCGAUGCGGGUCGCCCUCAAAGAGUAUGCACCAGAGAUUGAUGUCUCCUAUGAUAUUCUCAUUCAAAACCUCAUGCUGCCACAUCCAAACGCGCUUCGUGUCCUCUGCACCUAUCGCACAACCAGAACAGGCAAAGUUGUGCAAAAGAUGGCAAUGGAGCCUUGGUGUGAUUAUCGACUCGAAGAUGUCAUUGCCGCUGGCGCAUACGGUCUCGACCUUGUUUUGCGGGUUGGUUAUUGUCUUGGCUCGCUACUCUACCACAUUCAUUGUCACGGUGUAAAGCACGUCAACAUUAAUCCUCGCAACAUUCUUUUAACGGAGGAAGGCGGCAUCUACCUCAGUGAUCUGAGUACAUCGCGCAUCUACGUUGAAGCAGAGGAAAUGAGCGAGCCUGCCAACGUCGAUGACAAGACGGAACGCGGUCGCUUGACACAUCCAAGCAGUGUCUCGACCAUGGCGCACCUCACCAUUCAGACUGAUCUAUUCUACACUGCCCCUGAACAACGCGUCGAUGUCUCUCGACGUGGCACCGAUAUUUGGAUGCUUGGCAUUACACUGCUUGAAUUGCUGUACUCCCUUGGACCGCAAGAACGCGCGAUUCGCGAUCCUCAAGCAUUCUCUUACAUGGUUGCAUCGCUACCUACGCAACAGCUACAAAAGAAGCUACACUCGCUACUUCCAGUCUGCGCAGACCCCAAGGAAGAACAAAUCCGACGAGCACUCUUGGAUAUCGUUGAAGAAGUGCUUGUUCAACAACCCAUGCACAGACCUUCUGCCUUUGAUAUUCACCAACGGCUCGCCAAGUUUGCGCAAGAGGUCGAGUACCCGCUUGACUUGAACCCAGACCCUGAUUUGCCGCCGAUUGAAGCUGCCAAGGAUGUCAUUCGUGCUUCUGUACCAUACAGCGUGCAUGAACACAUCACCAUCAAGCGAGAAGACGACUACCUCGUUGACUUAUCUCGCGGCGAGAAGAAAGUUCGCUUUGGGAAUGACUUUAGCGUCAAGACAUUCGAAGCAAUGGAGGCAGGGGAUGAAGAUGGCAAUGAGUUGACGGAUGGAGAAGGUGGUGAGUUGACGGCAGAGGAUGAAGAACGUCUCAAGGCGAUGGAGGGCGAAGAAGGACGCGCUCUCGCCAGCUAA